AUGAAGCGCUUUAAGACCGUCUUCAGGAGACCCAACACGUCUGAUACGCCUGAUAUUGCUUCAUCUCGGCGUAUCUGGCGACGCAAUACGGUGAAACCUCGCCCAGAGACGACGACUACGGAGACCACUGAGAGUGCUGAAACUGAGGUCGGAUCCUCCAGUGCUCAACCCAAGCCCGCUACCUCCACUGUUUCCCCCGUUGGCGAUGACAAUGGUGACGAAGUUCCCGACAACACCGACACCAAUACAAACCACCCAACCGAUGCCACCAGUGGAGUCUCUCGGUCCAAGUUUGGCACGAAACGACUGAAGCAGUUGGCCGCUUGCUUCCGCUCGAGCAAUUCUGAUGGUCCCAUCACCCAGCCAUCUCAGCCUGAGGAGACUGGUGACGCGGAAGGCCCCAGAGAGCAACCGGCAGGUGGUCCUUUAUCUUCCAACCCUUUCGAGGAGCCUAGAAGCCCAACAGAUACACGCAAUGUCAGCGGUCGGACGAGUCACUCGCGGCAAUCCAGUCAAAGCGACGAUACUGUCAACCGAUACCCACCAGAUACCGUUCCACACUUGCCAGAAGAUCGCCUUAGGAUGUCUCUGGACGAAGACGUGCCGGAUUGGAUGUGGCCAGGGCUGAUGUACAUCCCUGAAGAAGGGACGCGCAAGUACUCUGAUCCCUUCUCGGAUAGCAAGAGCAGCGAAUACCGGCAACCUGUACCUGAUCCACGGCCACCACCACCGCCGCCCCCAUCGGAUCCAACGCCUGGUCCGUCCAGACGCCCUCACAGAAGUCCAGAAUCUUCGAGAGCUUCCGAAGGGCCAUUACAGCCAAUUCCUGAGGUCGAAAGCAUCGACGUAGCCGACCAAAUCCAACCGGCUGACGAAAUUGCGUCGAUUGACACUGUGUUGGCUGAAGCUGGAUCGGCUGAGACGGUGCUGCAGCAGGAGCCUGCACAUAGGAUUAGAAGACCCCGCUCAGGAGCGUUUUCAGCCGGCAGUGACUACAGCGUAUCUAGCGCCCAAACUCAGGAUCCGACAAGUGCGAUUACCAAUUUCAAUCACAUGGCGGCUCAGCAUGGAAUCAAUGUCCGCAUCGCAUAUGAAGCCACGCCUAGUCCACAAACGCUAUCGCCUACCAGCGAGAAAGAGACGGAAACUGAGACUGAACGCACAGGUCGACAUUUGGUAUUCGGUCGACUUCGCAGUGUGCGAUCCAACAUCGAAAUUCCCCAGGAGAGCCAGGAACGGACGCCCAAGCCCAAGUUGCGACGCAUCAAGACAAUCGCCAGCAUUUUCGUUUCUACCCCAGCGAAUCCUUUGACUCCUAUGACUUCAUUGAAUGGAAGAACAAUCGAAGAGUUGAGUCGUUUUGGUGGACACAGCUAUAUUGUUGCAAAAGAAUUGGGGCCUUGUCCUUUGGAAUUGCCAGCGUUCAUGGUGACGGGGUUCAUGUUUUUGCAUAGAGAUGGCCUCGGCCAUGCCGACAUAUUUCUUGAGCCCGGGGAUAUGGAAACUGCCAUCCGACUCUACGACGGGUGGGCCGAGCAGGUGUUUGAGGGUGAGAAGCUACAGGAAGAAAUGGAUUUGACCACGCGGGUCGUCGCGAUGCCGCCGCUUGGUAACAAAGGCAAAGGAAAAGAGGUGUCUGUGCUCAGUGUGGGUUGGGCCCUGAAGGCCGUGUUAGCGGGGCUUGCAAACGGGAUUCUCGGGAGUGUCCGGCUCUACCAGACUUUGCAGAGUCUCUUUGCAAUCACAAUCCCCGAGAGGACUGGAUUCAAAAUCCCAAGCCACAUCAAGGGGGUGAGCUCAACAGUCGCCAUUAGAGUUCAACUCAUCUCGCUCGCACUCCUCGGGCUGGCCUCGGAGAAGCAGCGCGAUCUCAUUUGUACAACCUUUGGUCUGCUUACUUACCUGCUGCACCCCCCUCGACAGUCGCAGCCACUGACUAGCCGGACCGACCUCCGGUGGCCAACAACGCCCCCGGACCAGCAGAAACUAGCAUGCGCCUUCGCUCCCCUUCUUCUCGGGCCAGCGAAUCGGCCUAGAGUGAGGCCGGGCAAUGAGACAGUGGAAAUGGAGCUCGAGGAGCAGCGCGUGGCCACCCUGUUACUCGAUCACUGGCCCAACGUUCAUCGACAGAUGCAGGUUUGGUCGCAAGAGGUCUUUGUGCCGUGA
Molecule: messenger RNA, 2166 nt
Organism: Penicillium brevicompactum
Lineage: Eukaryota; Fungi; Ascomycota; Eurotiomycetes; Eurotiales; Aspergillaceae
Exons: 3
Coding region: 1-2166 (721 amino acids)
Source: RefSeq, a predicted model, not a curated record